Molecule: messenger RNA, 1113 nt
Organism: Pestalotiopsis fici W106-1
Lineage: Eukaryota; Fungi; Ascomycota; Sordariomycetes; Amphisphaeriales; Sporocadaceae
Exons: 5
Coding region: 1-1113 (370 amino acids)
Biological process (GO): pentose-phosphate shunt, non-oxidative branch; carbohydrate metabolic process
Cellular component (GO): intracellular anatomical structure
Molecular function (GO): transaldolase activity
Source: RefSeq, a predicted model, not a curated record
AUGGGCUCCAAAACGAAAACGCUGCUUGAGGCACUCGAGGAUAUUUGCAAUGUCGACGUAGAUGCAGUCGAUCCCCGUGUGUCGACAGCCAUGCCAUUCAAGCCGCACAAUCAGACAUCAAACCAGGUCAUUUGCGCCAACACGAUGGUUUUGCCAGAGUAUCGCGAAAUGCUUGUGGCAAAGACCAAGGAAUUUGGCGACCAGGGCUGGGAAGAAGUGUUUACUCGUGUUAUGGUACAGUUCUGCGCCGAUAACCUAAAGAACAUCACGAAUCGCGUGCUGGUGCAAGUUUCUCCUUCGCGUGUCUACAGCAAAGAGAAAGUCUUGGAAGCAUGUUAUGCUUUCGAUCGCGCCUUUAAAGACGUGGGCAUCGGACGAAACCGAUACGCAAUCAAGAUAUCCACGACCGGCCCCGCCAUGGCCGCCGCGGCGCAGCUGAAUAAGGAGGGCAUCAGAGUUCUCGGCACCUCGCUCUUCAGCCUCCCACAGGCGGUUGCCGCCUCGCAGGCUGGUUGUCUGUACAUCAGCCCGUAUUUCAACGAGGUUGCAGCAUAUGAAGAUGAUUCGCACAUGUACAAGGGCUCUGACCCGGCCCUUGAGCAUCCCAUGGCGCCGCGUCUGAUUCACGUUCUCGAAGCUUACACGAAGCUGUACGAGGAGACUGGCAAGGACCAGCCCAUUAUUGUCAUUGCAAGCAACGCAAACGUCAGCGAGGUACUGGCCACGGCCGAGCUUGGCUGUCAACACAUUACCAUCCUCGCCCAUCAUCUCAAAGAACUCCAAGAGACUCCAUUGGACGAUGCGGCAUACGAAAAGUACCCAUUCUUGAAGAAUCCUCCUGCCAAGAAGCAAGCUCCGUACUAUGCCAAUUUCAAGACGGCCGAAAGAUUGAGGGGGCAUGCAAAUAUUGAUCCUCUGGCUGGGGAGGAGUGGAAUGGCCAACUCGCGGAUAUCCACGCUGAUUAUCUGGCCGACAAUGGCAAGCUUCUGGCAGAGUAUAUGGAAAAGGACAAGGCUGUGGUCAGGAAGAUGAAGGAUGUACUUGGUGCUUUCAAUGGUGGGGACGCGAAAGCCAAAGAGGCCAUCGAAGCCGAAUUGGCCAAGCUUCGAUAA